Molecule: messenger RNA, 1113 nt
Organism: Candida dubliniensis CD36
Lineage: Eukaryota; Fungi; Ascomycota; Pichiomycetes; Serinales; Debaryomycetaceae
Gene: CDC73
Product: Cdc73p
Exons: 1
Coding region: 1-1113 (370 amino acids)
Biological process (GO): transcription elongation by RNA polymerase II; positive regulation of transcription elongation by RNA polymerase II
Cellular component (GO): Cdc73/Paf1 complex
Molecular function (GO): RNA polymerase II complex binding
Source: RefSeq, a predicted model, not a curated record
AUGAGUUCAUCAUCUCCACUCAAGGCUUUUCGUAAGGCUGUAAUCAAAGAGGAAAAAAUAGAGUUUUUCAAAAAUGGUGAGAAAACUGAUCUGAUCAAUGAUGCUACAGAGGUGCAAUUCGGGACGGAUAAAAAUAAAUAUUCGUUGGAUAUGGUCACCAAUUUCUAUAAUGAUGAAAAAUUGACUGAAGCACAAAGUUUGCGAUCUGUUGUAUUUUGUUAUUUGCAUGAAAAGGAUUCAAUCACAGAUUAUAAAGUGGCUGGUGAAAAUUUGAAUAUCCCUGUGUUUAGUUUUUUGGUGAAAACCGAAUUAUCGACAUGGUUACACGGAAACAGUGAUAGUUGUAUGUUCAUCAAAAGGGAAGCAGAGGAUAAGACAUCAAAAAGCGUGAAAUCAACUGAUUCCUCUCUGCAAGUGACUAGCAAGAAGCAUAAAUUGGACGAUCCGCAAUUAGAAAGGAUAAGUAAGUUUGAAAGGGAAUCAGUAGACCACAAUGCAGCAUUAAGAGGCACCAAAAAUAUAGACUUUGGGUACUUGGUAUCCGAUGCCAAAAAAUUCAUGCAUGAACUAAAGCGUACCAAACAUAUGCCUGGAACAAACACCCAUGGGAACAGAGGUCCUAAAAAGCAGCCAAUUAUUCUUGUUUCGCCAGCUACCACUGCGUUACUAUCAUUAUCGAAUAUUAAAGGGUUUCUUGAGGAUGGUGUAUUUACUGAACCUGUUCCAGGAAAUAGACCUAAUGGAGGAUUGGUUAUUGUCAACCAUCCUUCAGACAAAUUGAUAUCCACUGGUCAGAAAAUAAUGGUUGUGGACAAUAUUGAAAACUUCAACAAAAUGGAGUAUUGGGAUAGAGUUAUUGCUAUAUUUACAACGGGGCAGACAUGGCAAUUUAGCAGAUAUAUACAUCCUGAACCAGAGGUCUUGUUUCAAAAGUAUCGUGGAUUCUAUUUUGGGUACCAAGGAGAAAUUGCCCCACCACAGAUUAAAGAUUGGAACGUGUCAGAAAUAAGAGUGGAUAGGGAUAAACGAUUCAAGGAUAAAGUUAUUGUGAGGGAUUUUUGGGCAGAGAUAGAGAGAAUACUUGUCAAUAAGGGAUAUGGGAAGCUGUACUAA